AUACAAGUUUUGGAACAUUUGGAUGACAAACCCACUUGUCUAUCAACUAGAGACGGACUAGCUCGUGGCCUAGGGAUCGCUAUUACUGGGAGCCCCAUCAUCGGCUGGCUAGAGGCAGGAAUUGGUUCGAAAACAGAAGUAUUAUCUGAAGAAGAGACAGACACUAUUGCAAGAGGAUUGACGGGACUAGAUGAUGUAAAUCCUGGCUGCUGGGGGGUUGGCUGUGGAUGUACUUCCACAGCAGUUCUGCUCGGGGAGGCGCAAGUUGCCAGGGAAGAGGAGGAGCUCGCCGAGGGAGGCGGUGGUGCGAUAAUGGCAGAUUGA
This is a messenger RNA of Protopolystoma xenopodis, 324 nucleotides long. NCBI's taxonomy places the organism in Eukaryota, Metazoa, Platyhelminthes, Monogenea, Polystomatidea, Polystomatidae. The record is from the annotation of a GenBank genome assembly.